Molecule: messenger RNA, 2418 nt
Organism: Owenia fusiformis
Lineage: Eukaryota; Metazoa; Annelida; Polychaeta; Sabellida; Oweniidae
Source: the annotation of a GenBank genome assembly
CCCAAGAGAUGCUCUAUAUUCUGCUAUUGUUCCCUUAAAGCGGCAUGGGAAUGAAUAAUUUAUUCACCCCAAUCACGUGAUCUUUCCGAGUUGUAGUUAACAUAUCUCCCCAAGAAUUGGAUUGACAAUGAUCACCCGAAUGGAUCACUUAUAAACAACUCGUAGCUUUAAUUACGUAAUAAAAUAUAAAAAACAUCGUUUGAACAAGAUACAAUUAUUUUGGACUUUGUGGAUGUUAUUUUUAUACAGUGACUGAAAAUGAGCAAGCAAAUAGUAGGAAGAGAACGUGAGAGAAUUCCACUGGGUCAGAAUUCGAACUAUCAAAAUGUUGAGAAUAAUAAUUGCAAUUCGCCCCCCAGUGCUCAGGAACUGAGUGAAAUGAUCGCCAGGAAUAAAUAUAUUGAAGCAGCAAUACCAAAGUGUGCAGGUUGUGGGGACCCUAUCCUGGACAGGUUUAUCCUAAAGGUGUUGGACAGGAACUGGCACUCGAAAUGUUUACAAUGCAGCGAUUGCUCGGCACCCCUCAGUGACAAAUGCUUCUCGAAGGGCGACAGUGUUUUCUGCAAGGAAGAUUUUUUCAGACGUUUUGGUACUAAAUGCGCAAGAUGUGACCAGGGUAUCCCACCUACGCAAGUUGUUCGACGCGCACAAGACUAUGUCUAUCAUUUGAAUUGUUUUGCCUGUGAACUAUGUAAGCAUGAACUGAAUACUGGGGAUGAAUUUUACCUAAUGGAGGACCGGAAACUCGUCUGCAAAAACGAUUACGAGGCUGCAAAGGCACGAGGUGAAUUAGAAUUCGAUUUAGAUGCAGCAAACAAACGUCCACGGACAACUAUAACGGCGAAGCAGUUAGAAAACCUGAAACGAGCAUACAAUGAAAGCCCUAAACCUGCCCGGCAUGUACGCGAGCAACUAAGCGCAGAGACUGGGUUAGACAUGAGGGUAGUUCAAGUUUGGUUUCAAAAUCGCCGUGCCAAGGAAAAACGACUGAAGAAGGACGCGGGAAGAAACCGUUGGAAUCCAUAUUAUCGCCAAAUGAAAGGUGGAAAGGAUCUAGAUGAUUUGACAAGUGAGGACGGGACAAACGAUGAUUGUCAUGUCGAUUUGUCAUACCAAAACGAAUUAGACUGCAUGGAGUCUCCUCUCUCAGCAGAUAUGUACGGCUCUCAGCCGCUUGACUCUGAGCCUAGCAUGGGGUCUGUUCCUAUACCCUCGGGGGCACCACACCCUGAUGGUACUUGGUUACCCGGACACUACCCAGGCAUGCCAGCUAAUAUGAACAUACCCUACGGCAGGAGAAGUCCUAAUAUUCCAAUGUCAAUGCCACAAAUGAUCCAUUCUGAUGGAAUGCCUAUGAUGCUAGUGAAUAACGGACCAAUGUCUCUUAGGGAGCAUAAUGAAAACGAUUACACCCCGGAUUAUCCACCCGGAUCCACGAACGACCACAUAGAAGCCUAUUAGGCUUAAUGUAUAUUUAUUUAUUUAUUUAAGUAUUUAUUAUUUAUUUAUCAUUAUUUCCAAAGAGAUUAUAUUUAAUUUUAACAUGUAAUAAUGUUAGAACAUGUUGUUUAGCUAUGUUUGUAAUAAUUACCAACAGGCUUAUAAGAUAUGUGAGUCGUAGAUUCUCCCAUAUUGUCAGAAUAAUAUAUUUAGUAUAUGUUAUUUAUUUACUAUUAUUUGAGUAUAAAAUGCAUUCUUUUUUGAUUGAUUUGACCUUACCAAUCAAAACAUAUUUACAUGUAUUCCAACAAUCUGCAAUAUAUAUAUUGUGUCUAAUUCUAGUCAAUGCAAAAUUGUAAAUGCGCAUUUUAGAAAUAAAGAAAGUACAUGUAUUUAUUAUUGUGCGUAUUUAUAUUGAAAUAUAUUAGUUUUUAAGAGGUAAUUUCUUAUUACCUGUAUAGGUACAUAUUUUUGAGUAAAAAAGGUGAAGUUAUAGAAUAUAGUAAGUUAUCCAAGUAUUUUGUACUGAUCGAAAGGAUAGUCCAACAAAUGUGGGCAUCCCUAGUUGUAUAUCAUAUGGCAAUUUAAGUGUCCGUUUCUAAUUCAUAUUUCAUUGAUAACAAAAAUAUUUUAAAUGAUGAAUCUCCAGUGUAGAGACAUAGGUGUCGCUCUUACCGAAUGUAUGUCCUCUUUAACAUUGGUUUAUUUAGUGAUCUUAAUUAAAGAUAUUUCUCUUUAUACAGUUAUGCUCAAGCAGGGCCAGUAAGGGUCUUAAAGAAACACCGAAAGAAAGGGGAAAUAAUCCAUGGGGGACCAUAUUUCUGUUGGGCCUUAAAGGACUAUGUAGCGUCUUCUAUGUUAAUUAAUUCUGUUACAUAAUCUCCUGUAAUAGUUUCCCAUUAUAAACAUUUGUAUUUUCUGAAAGUAUGUAUGUAUAUUAUACAAAAAUAGAGAAAUAAAGAUAAAAGUGUGACAUGG